AUGGAAUCUUUCUCCGCUGAGACCAAUUCCACUGAAUUAUUCUCACAGCGUUUGGAUAACCCCAUCAUGAUUCUCUCCGCGGUCCUUUUCAGCCUCACUUUUUUAUUAGGGCUGCCAGGAAAUGGACUGGUGUUAUGGGUGGCUGGCCUGAAGAUGCAGCGGACGGUGAACAUGGUUUGGUUUCUCCAUCUUACAGUGGCAGACUUUCUCUGUUGCCUCUCCUUGCCCUUCACCCUGGCUUACUUGGUUCUCCGAGGAUACUGGCCCUAUGGCUGGUUCCUUUGCAAGCUCAUCCCCUCUGUCGUUAUCCUCAACAUGUUUGCCAGCGUCUUCCUGCUCACAGCCAUUAGCCUGGACCGCUGUCUCAUGGUCUUCAAGCCAAUCUGGUGCCAGAAUCAUCGCACUGUCAAGACAGCCUUGACUAUCUGUGGGUGCAUCUGGGUGAUGGCCUUUAUAAUGUGCAUUCCUGUGUUUGUGUACCGGGAAAAGUUCACCUUACAUGGCCGUGAAAUGUGUGGCUACAAUUUUGAUCUAGAUUAUUCAGACUUCCCCUUUGAUCUCGAUUUCCUGGAAAACAGGUCUUUUUACAACUCCAUUGUUCAGCUGCCAGGAGACAUGAAUAAUGGGUUAGAUCCUUCCUCUAUCCAAACAGAUGAGCAACUGUGGACAGCAACCAUGGACCUCCAUUCUCAAACGUUUCAAGGACCUUCGAGAGACUCAUUCCCCACAAGAUUAUCUCGUCAACCUCCACGUGAUAAUUUAUUCAAGCCUACCAGCGUUGUUCCACCUGCAGUUCCCAGUGGGUUUCCCACUGAAGAGCACGGAACUAACCCACUCGAUCAUUCUGGUGCUUUCCUGCCUACUGACUUAGAACUUCUUCCUAGUACUUCUGGACACUCUUUAUAUGUACCUGAUCUAUCGCAAGAUCUCCAGUAUGAUUAUUUAGAUCAAUACACAUAUGUCAGUCAACCCCUGCUGGUAAUAACCUUCACAAGGUUAGUGAUCGGUUUCCUAAUGCCCUUUGUCGUCAUGGUGACCUGUUAUACUUUCAUUGCCUGCAGAAUGAAGCGGGGUCGCUUUGCCAAGUCAGGGAGCAAAACGAUUCGCUUGGCCAUGGUGGUGGUGACUGUGUUUUUUGUCUGCUGGGCUCCAUAUCACGUGGUUAGAGUCCUGGUAUUAUUAUUUUUUGAUUCAACAACUCCCUUUGGGAAAGCACUGAUAGCCUGGGACUAUCUAUCCAUUGCUUUAGCAUCUGCCAAUAGUUGCUUCAAUCCCUUCCUUUACGCCCUCUUGGGGAAAGAUUUUAGGAAGAAAGCAAGGCAGUCCUUGCAGGGCAUUCUGGAGGUGGCCUUCAGCGAGGAGCUCACACACUCCACCAGCUGUACCCGAAACAAGGCCUUUUCGGAAAAGAACAGCAUCAACACAACUGUGUGA
Lepus europaeus (European hare) is the source of this 1434-nucleotide messenger RNA. RefSeq names its product complement C3a receptor 1 (gene C3AR1). Gene Ontology annotation, cellular component: plasma membrane. The record is from RefSeq and is a predicted model, not a curated record. Gene Ontology annotation, biological process: complement receptor mediated signaling pathway; positive regulation of cytosolic calcium ion concentration; chemotaxis. The coding region runs from base 1 to 1434 and encodes 477 amino acids. Gene Ontology annotation, molecular function: complement component C3a receptor activity; G protein-coupled receptor activity; complement component C5a receptor activity. NCBI's taxonomy places the organism in Eukaryota, Metazoa, Chordata, Mammalia, Lagomorpha, Leporidae. The transcript has a single exon.